AUGUUGAACCUGAUUAUAGGAAAUGAGCAUAAGAGCAGACUCAUUGCACAGAUAGAUAGAAGGGCCGAAGAGAUACGAAAGAGCAAUUUGCACUUGAAUGCAGAUGAUGAAGCGCACUUUGUGAUACUUAAUCCAAGCAAAGCAAUGUAUGUAGAUACGUAUCAAAGAGAUGCAAAAGUAAGCAUUGUACUGACAUGGUUUGCAGUGGUGAUGUUCAUUGUCUCGUCUGUAAUUCUAGUAUUCAUCAUGAAAAACAUAGGUGUUAUCUGA
Ordospora colligata OC4 is the source of this 270-nucleotide messenger RNA. RefSeq lists its product as uncharacterized. NCBI's taxonomy places the organism in Eukaryota, Fungi, Microsporidia, Ordosporidae. The transcript has a single exon. The coding region runs from base 1 to 270 and encodes 89 amino acids. The record is from RefSeq and is a predicted model, not a curated record.